Strigops habroptila (Kakapo) is the source of this 1869-nucleotide messenger RNA. It is a transcript of the gene LDHD, whose product is annotated as lactate dehydrogenase D. Lineage: Eukaryota; Metazoa; Chordata; Aves; Psittaciformes; Psittacidae. The coding region runs from base 61 to 1506 and encodes 481 amino acids. Gene Ontology annotation, cellular component: mitochondrion. Gene Ontology annotation, biological process: lactate catabolic process. The record is from RefSeq and is a predicted model, not a curated record. Gene Ontology annotation, molecular function: D-lactate dehydrogenase (cytochrome) activity; FAD binding; D-lactate dehydrogenase (NAD+) activity. The transcript has 11 exons.
GGGGCAAGGCCCCUCCUCCUGUGUCGCUCCGGUCCCGCUCCGGUCCCGGCCGAAGCCACCAUGUCCAUGCGGCGAGUGCUGGGGCUGCGGUGGGCCCUGGGCCGCCGGAGCUGCUGCUCCAAGUCCCCGCUGCCCCCCGACUUCGUGGAGGACCUGAGGGCUGUGGUGGGGGCCCCCAACGUCUCCACGGCCAUGGCGGUGCGGCAGCAGCAUGGGCACGACGAGUCCAUGCAUGUCUGUGCCCCUCCGGACGCUGUGGUGUGGCCGCACGCGGUGGGGCAGGUCCAGGAGCUGGCUGCACUCUGCUACCGCUACCGCGUGCCUAUGGUGCCCUUCGGUACCGGCACGGGCCUGGAGGGCGGCGUCAACGCUGUGCAGGGUGGUGUCUGCUUCGACCUGAGCCGCAUGGAUGCCAUCGCGGAGCUGAGCCUCGAGGACUUCUCGGUGUCGGUGGAGCCCGGUGUCACCCGCAAGGCUCUCAACAGCUACCUGCGUGGCACUGGGCUCUGGUUCCCUGUCGACCCCGGCGCGGAUGCCUCACUGUGCGGUAUGGCAGCCACGGGUGCCUCAGGCACCAACGCGGUGCGCUACGGCACCAUGCGCCCCAACGUGCUGAACCUGCGCGUGGUGCUGCCGGACGGGCGCCUGCUGCACACCGCGGGCGCCGGGCGCCAGCCCAGGAAGCGGGCGGCCGGCUACGACCUGACCUCGCUGUUCGUGGGCUCCGAGGGCACCCUGGGCUUCCUCACGCAGGCCACGCUGCGCCUGCACCCGCUGCCCGAGGCCAGUGCUGCCGCCGCCACCGCCUUCCCCACCGUGCAGGCGGCCGUGAACUGCACCGUGCAGGUCCUGCAGGCUGCUGUGCCUGUGGCGCGCAUCGAGUUCCUGGAUGAAGUGAUGGCAGGUGCCUGCAGCAGCUUCAGCAGUGUAGAGCUGCCAGUGGCCCCCACACUGCUCCUGGAGCUCCACAGCUCCCGGCACGGCCUGGCCGAGCAGCAGCAGCAGACAGAGGAGAUCGUGCAGCUGAACGGCGGCUCCAGCCUGACCUGGGCAGAGGACCUGGGGGAGCGUGAGCGCCUCUGGGCCAUGCGCCACUGUGCCUGGUACGCGGCCCUGGCGCUGCGGCCUGGCUGCCAGGGCUACUGCACUGAUGUCUGCGUGCCCAUCUCCCGCCUGCCCGACGUGGUGGUGGAGACCAAGCGGGACCUGCAGGACUCUGGCCUCACCGGCCCCAUGGUGGGACACGUGGGUGAUGGCAACUUCCACUGCAUCCUCAUCUUUGACACCCAGGACGCAGAUGAGGCACAGCGAGUCCAUGCGUUCACUGAGCGCCUGGGCAGGCGGGCGCUGGCAGCGGGGGGGACCUGCACCGGGGAGCACGGUGUGGGGCUGGGCAAGAGGGCACUGCUGCUGGAGGAGCUGGGACAAGAGGGUCUGGACACCCUGCGCUGCAUCAAGGCUGCGCUGGACCCCCACAACCUCAUGAACCCCGGCAAGGUGCUCUGAGGGUGGCACCAGCGCUGGGCUGACACCCCUUGUGUUCCCCCAAAUCCCCCAUCCCCACUUUUGUGGGUCAGGGACCCCCAAUAAACCCCUUUGCACACGCAGCCUCCAUGCACUGUGAUGUCUUUUGGGGGGACAAGACACUCCAGUCUGUCCCCAGGGGUGCCCUACCCCAAGCAGUGCAUAUACCCAGGGUGGGGAACUGGUGGGGUCCCACUUUAACUCCUUCCACAGCGCUGUGGGGCUCUGUGGGACUGAGAGCUCUCCAGGCUGUGUUUCAGAGGUGGAUAUGGGGAAGGGGCACCAGCAUCCUCUUCUUCACUAAGAAAGCCAGUGAAAUAAAAUAACAGUGACUAUUUUAUUGAA